Messenger RNA from Rotaria socialis, 1041 nucleotides. The record is from the annotation of a GenBank genome assembly. Lineage: Eukaryota; Metazoa; Rotifera; Eurotatoria; Philodinida; Philodinidae.
AUGUCACUAGCAGCGACAACAGCAUCAACAAAUCUUUUUGAAAUAAAAGAUGAAGAUGCUAAUGCAUCAUUUCUUCUUGGCAAACGAGAUGUAUUAUUGAAUAAUUAUCAAGCAGCAUGUGAUCAUCUAUCAAAAACAUGCGAACGAAUUGUCAAAAUUCGUGAAAGUGAUACAGCACCGGAACUUGCUGAACCCUAUUUUUACUAUGGUCAAGCAUUACUUUAUCUUGGUCUUAGUGAACAACAAGUAUUCGGCAGCGAUAUUGUUAAAGAUGGAGAAAAUGAUGAAAAUGAAACUAUUGAAGAAGAAGACGAAGAAGAAAAUAAUGCCGAAACAAAAGAAGGCGAAAAUGGUGUCGUCAAAGACGGUGUUAAUGAACAAGUUGAAGCUGAGAAUGAAGAUGAUUCUAUUCCAGCUGAUGAAAAUGUUAAUGAUCUUGAACGUGCAUUUGAAAUUCUUGAAUGUGCACAUAUGAUCUAUUCGAAAAUGUCUGAAGAUUAUCCAACGGACACUCGUAUUAUCACGCGUAUAGCUGAUAUUCAUGUUAUGCUUUCAGAUAUUUGCAAUGAAAAUGGUGAUCAUGAAACUGCUCUUACACAUGUACUUAAAGCUAUUGAUUUACAAGAAACUAUUCAUGAACAACAACGUUAUCGUUUACUUGCUGAAAGUUAUUAUAAAUUAGGAUUAAUCUAUGAAUUAAUUAAUAAAUUUGCAGAUGCAGUCGAUAGUUUUAAUAAAGCUAUUGAUGCUAUUAAUCAAGCUAUUAAACAUUUGGAUGGCGAAGAUAAAGAAAAUGAACGUGAAGAACUUAUAUCGCUUUUACCAUCGAUUGAAACUAAACGUAACGAUGCAAAAGCAUCAAUGGCUGAUCAACAUUUAAUUGCUCAAGCAAGAAAAAUUCUUACAGGAACGGAUAAUACAACAGAAGCUAAAACAACAGAUGCUCCUGUUAAAGAUAUUACAUUAAAUAUUCGACAUAAACGACCAGCUACUGAAACAGAAAAUGACGAUGACGUCAAUAAGAAGGCGAAAGUUGAAUAA